Protopolystoma xenopodis is the source of this 318-nucleotide messenger RNA. The record is from the annotation of a GenBank genome assembly. Lineage: Eukaryota; Metazoa; Platyhelminthes; Monogenea; Polystomatidea; Polystomatidae.
AUGGCCUCAAGCAUCAGGAAAAAUGGCAACUGUGACAAUUUUGAUUUGGCUGUUAACGCUGAUUUACCAAAUGAAGCUCGAAAAUUAGGAUUUGAAGAGAAUGCAGUGCCAAGUAUGUUAGCAUUCUCCUCAUUUCUGGAAGCUAUUUGCAAAAGUGGUGAGGACUCGCGAAUUUUUAUUGACGGGGGUGGAAAUGUAUCUUCCGACUUUUCGGACCAAUCAACCCUGGAACCUAGUGUUCGGCUGGUUGUGCUCGAUCCCGGUCGCUAUCUACAUGGUAGGCUUUUAUAUAUUUUCUCUGCUGAAAGAUAUGAUUGA